This is a messenger RNA of Stylonychia lemnae, 648 nucleotides long. The record is from the annotation of a GenBank genome assembly. NCBI's taxonomy places the organism in Eukaryota, Ciliophora, Spirotrichea, Sporadotrichida, Oxytrichidae.
AUGUUGAAUCUCUUCUCUACCCGUACCAACUACUGGAAGAACGGCACUCAGUUCAUGGGUAAAUGGGUUGCUAGAGUUAUGGGGGAAAACAAUUAUGAGUACUUCAGAAUUGAAAAGAGAAUCUUCUACGCUAGAUUCUACUAUUUCAAGCAAACUGUCUUGUCGCAAAUGUCACUUGAGGUACCAGACGUUGUUAACAGUUUCUCAGUCCUAGCAAAGGAAGAUACCUCUCACGGUUUCCCAGUUUGGAGACCUCUUGAAAGAAACUCUGAUUGGGCUCUCUAUAACGUCAACUCAGAAGGUUGGUUCUAGGUAUGGUCUUCAAUUUUUGCUGUGGGGGUUGUGAGCUUCUGGUUCUAUAUUGCUGAUUUCUACUUCUUUGUGGCAUCAACUAGUGUUGAUGACGAGGAUAAUCUGAGACUAAAGGAUGCCAAAUCAGGCUUAAUUUGGGAGCGUAAUUUCUGGGCUUGCACUUUCUAAAUUCAUGGACAGCAUAUGUCAGCUCUUCAAAGAGAAAUCAAGUUCUUCACUCAUCAUCCAGAUGAUCCAAAGCUCAAUGUGAAGUCAUCAUACAAUCUCAAGAACCCAUAUGCACCAGAUAGAUACUAUCACGGAUGGGGACAAAUGAGAGACAUGAGAAUGAUCUGA